Messenger RNA from Fundulus heteroclitus (mummichog), 2943 nucleotides. RefSeq lists its product as uncharacterized. The transcript has 19 exons. The coding region runs from base 575 to 2860 and encodes 761 amino acids. Lineage: Eukaryota; Metazoa; Chordata; Actinopteri; Cyprinodontiformes; Fundulidae. The record is from RefSeq and is a predicted model, not a curated record. Gene Ontology annotation, biological process: regulation of apoptotic process; inflammatory response; innate immune response.
CAAAUGAGCGCAAAGUGUAAACUUUCCUGAUUUUGUUUUAUCUUAGCGAAUUUCACACAAAUCCAAUGUUGUUUUAUUCCUGUUUGAGGUUCUGAUAGGCCACACCUGCCCCGGGAUGGCCCGGUUCAGCAGGUAACCUGAGCGCCAGCGUGUGUUCAACACCGGUGCUGUGGAAGGCGGCAGGUUUCUGAAUCCUGCAGAGAUCCUGCAGUAAAAUGAGAGAAAGCUGCAGGAUUGCAGAGAGGGAGCACCAGCUGCAGAUUUUCACUUAUCCUGGAUAGGGCGGGCCACGAAGGACACACAUCUUCAAUCUAGGGAGAAGAAGGAAACAUUCGUUGGCCUGCUUUCUAAGGAGUUCUCUAAUCUGGACAACAUCGACGUGACGUAAUCGGCCUACAAAUCUGGCCUUCGAAGGAUGCAGCCUCUGGGUUUGGACACAUCCUUUUCCGUCUGUCCGUCCAGUUGAUUGAUGAAAUCUCUACUAUUACUGUGACGUGAUCAUUUGCAGCCAUCAAAGCUGAAAACUUACUCCUGGUCUGUGAAUAUUUUAUAACAUGAACAGUGGUGCUGACCCAUGGAGGUGGCAGAGAAGAUUUUAAAGUCCUUUAGGAGGACGGAUCAGGGGGAACAGAUGGAGGACAGCGGAUCCAGAGCCAAAAGAAAACGGUUUGAUGAAGAAGAAAUAUGCAGAGUUUCAGCUGUGGCUGCCUUGAAGGACUUGGUUCUGAAAACACUGACUGAUCUGAAAGAGCACGAGUUCCUAAAAUUCAAAUGGUUCCUGCAGCUGACUCAGUUCCAGAAGGGUCUUCCACAAAUCCCAUGGAGCGUGAUGGAGUUUGCAAACAGGGCAGAGUUAGUGGAUAUGAUGUGGAUCACGUGUGGAGAUCGGUAUCUGCAGGUGACCCACGAGGUUCUGAUGGACAUGGAACGGUCCGAUCUGAUAGAAGAACGUCUAGUGGAAAGUUCAAGCUUUAAAGUUGAACCCCUUGUGGAGGAUUUUUGGUCUGAACUGAAGCAGGAAGUAAAAGACACAGAGUCUGUUAUAAAGCUGCUGCUGGAACAGCUGGCUGAUCUGACUUUCCGGGAUGUAAAAGCUAUCCAGAACAUCCUUAGUUGGGAUCAGUGGAACGGUCCAUAUUUAAGUCCCUCAUGGAGGCUGCUGGGCAUGAAGGCGGGUCUGCGGGAAACCGUGCUUUUGAUGGUGCAGACCUACAGCCACAACCCCGUAGACAAGAUUGAAGAACUGUUUGCCAAGAUGGAGAGGCCCGAUCUGGUGUUCAGCCUGACAGAAUACGUAGAAAAGAAAUGCUUUGAGAGGAAAUGGAGCUCUGCUCUGAUCCAGAAAGUGGCAAUAAUGGCAGUUGUCAAAAAGCUGCUUUUGGAAACCUUCAGCUGUCUGAAUAGGUCCGAGUUUCAAGUAUUUAAGAAACUCCUGCAGCGGAUGGUUUAUCAGGAGCGUAUGUCAGAAAUAACGGGUUGGAGCGUGACAGAAAUUAAAAGCAAAAGAGAUCUGGUGGAUGUGAUGGUGGAGGAGCUGGGGCCGAGGGCUGUGGAGGAAACCAGGAAAGUCUUUAUGGAUAUGAACAGAACCAAUCUGCUAAGGAUGGUUCCACAGACCAGCUCUGGGAUCAAAGGGCAAACUCGAGAUGACUGCGAGGGACCUGAAUUUAAACCUGAUGAAGAACUUUCACCAAGUUUGGAUCUGGUGGAUUGUAAAAGUGCCAAGCAGGACUCCUGGAGCUGGACCAAAGUUGACCCUGAGGAGGACUGGACAUCUCCAGACGAAGCUCCAACCUACCGCCUCCGGUCUGAAGCGGGCCACUUUGAGUGUCGGGUCUCUGGUCUGCGUUGGGUCUGUGAGGAAAAGGUCAACUUUCGGUACCGGUUCUGCUCCUGGAACGGACACAUGCUGAGGAUGGAAGGCAGAGGAUACCGGCCUGCAGGUCCGUUAAUGGACAUCACCGUCUUCAGUGGGAAGAUGAUGGAGGUGCAGCUGCCCCACUGGGUCUGCAUCGAUGGUGUUCCUCAGUUACUGGAGAACUUUGCAGUCCUACAUGUGAAUGACUGCGGAGAUGUUUUGGAAAAAGUGACCGGGGUCACAGCGACGCAUGUCAGAAUAAGAGAUCCUGUUUUCUCCUUGUUAGCAGCUCUGAUAAAUUAUUUUUUCCCUCCAAAAAUCACCUGCAACACAUUGAUUUACUAUCAGCCCAAGACGCCGUUCCUCAAACUGCACAUCUACCUGAUCCCACUGGACCCUGCACUGAAACUGUCAAUCCACAGAGAAGAAACCUCUCUUGGGUAUGAAGUCAUCAAGAAGCCGCGGCCAGACACGCCUCUGAAGAUGGACCGUGUCUUCGCUCUCAAAGCUACCGUAGAGACCGCCAAAAUUCAGCCGCCGGAAAUGACUCUGAGGCACGACAGCCAGGACCCGAACUUCUACGAGGUUUUCAUUCAGAAUCCAGACAGAAACUUCAACCUUGAGCUGCUGCAGACUUGUUCAGAAAAGGUUUGGCACUGCGAGAUCCGGAAAGAUGAUCAUCCCAAGUCUGGUUCCUUUGAAGGAGGCGCUCCAACAGAAGCUGCUGCUGUGAAGACAGAAGAGGAGCACUUUGUGGACCAACACAUGGUUGAGCUGGUCCAGAGAGUGACCAGCAUUGCACCCAUUUUGGACAAGCUCUUAAAAGCCAAAAUUAUGCAAGAUGAAACUUACGAUGAAAUCAGCGCCCUACCCACCUGCCAGGCCAAGAUGAGAGCGCUCUACAGAGGACCGUUGAAGGCCAGCAAACGCUGCAAAGAUGUCUUCUACGAAAUCCUGGAGGAACUAGAACCUUUCCUCAUUAAAGACCUCAUGGGGAAAUAAAUCCUGGGAGAGAAAUCAAAUUAAUUUUAGACAGAGAAUCAAGACAAAUUUCUUGUAAUUGAAUAAAAAAAGUUUUACAUGUU